UUAGAAAUAAAAACCCUUUAAAAUUAUUUUGACUACAAUAUUCCUUCUUCUCUCUCAAUCUGAAUCUAUCUCGACCAACAUUCCAUCCCUGAAAAUCUAUCAAUUAUUUAUUUCAAAUUUCCUCUAUUCUUUUGUAUUUUUUUUUUUUCAAUUUCUCCUAAAUCUAACAGUUAGCACAAUGAUUAAGAGAAGCAAUAUCCUAUUAUUGAUUCUAAUCUUGGGGUUUAUUGCAACACAAGUGAAAUCCCUUAGAUUUGAUUUGCAAUCUGGUCAGACUAAAUGUAUAGCUGAAGAUAUCAAAAGUCAUGCUAUGACUGUAGGAAAGUACCAUAUUGUUAAUCCCAGUGAAGGUUAUCCUUUGCCUGAUACACACAAAAUUACUGUCAGGGUGACAUCUACAUACGGAAAUACCUAUCACCAAUCGGACAAUGUUGUUGAAGGGCAUUUUGCUUUUGAGACAGCGGAAACUGGGGAUUACAUGACUUGCUUCUUUGCUGCUGAUCACAAGCCCCCUGUUACUGUUACUCUUGAUUUUGACUGGAAGACUGGUGUAGCUGCUAAAGAUUGGACGAAUGUUGCCAAGAAAGGCUCUGUUGAGGUAAUGGAAUUUGAACUAAAGAAGAUGCUUGAAAAUGUUCAAGCCAUCCAUGAUGAGAUGUUUUUUCUACGUGAAAGGGAAGCUGAAAUGCAGGAACUGAACAGAUCUACCAACUCCAAAAUGGCUUGGAUGACCGGCUUGUCAAUCUUAUUAUGUUUAUCCGUGGCAGGGUUGCAGGUGUGGCAUUUGAAGACCUUUUUCGAAAAGAAAAAGCUUAUCUAAUGUUGUUCUGAUAGCUUAAUAAUGCAAUAUGUAUGUGUAGAAUUUUCCAUAGAUUACAGUCAAUGAGGGAUAGCAAUGUUUUGAGUUAAUUGUGAUAGAUAGAAUUUGGAUUAUCAAUGAAGUUACCCCUGCAAAA
Molecule: messenger RNA, 956 nt
Organism: Lycium ferocissimum
Lineage: Eukaryota; Viridiplantae; Streptophyta; Magnoliopsida; Solanales; Solanaceae
Product: transmembrane emp24 domain-containing protein p24delta9-like
Exons: 4
Coding region: 179-820 (213 amino acids)
Biological process (GO): endoplasmic reticulum to Golgi vesicle-mediated transport; Golgi organization; intracellular protein transport
Cellular component (GO): endoplasmic reticulum-Golgi intermediate compartment; COPII-coated ER to Golgi transport vesicle; Golgi apparatus
Source: RefSeq, a predicted model, not a curated record